AUGAACAGGGCAGAAAAGGCAGCUGAGACUCGCAAACGGAAUAAGCUGGAGAAGGCUAUCGCUGACAAAAAACUCCUGGAGUCAGUCCAAGCUCCCAGAAAAGCAUUUGCUGAUGCGCUGAAGACUCAUCGCAUAUGGACUCAGACGCCCGCUGGGGGUGCAAAACGUGCCAUUGAUUCCGAAGAUGACGACUCAGAGAUAAAAUCUCAGCCUAUAAAACCGCCGAAGAAGAAAGGAAAGGUUCUCGCCGAGAGUACAGCAUCUUCUGAGCCGCAGUAUAACAUCGCUGCUAGUCAGUCAAUCUCAAAGGCACGAGACAAGGUGGAUCGUUCAAAGCAAGUAGCAAAGCGACCUCCGCCUGCAGCUCGAAGAUCAAACACUGACAGUGACUCGAGCGUUGAAGAGCCUAUCCCACGACAAGAGAAAACUCAGCGUUUGAAGCAGUCCUCCCAGGUGGCAGUCAAAAGCACUUCCGAGAGGUCGCGGGGCGAUCUCCAGAUAGCAAGUGAGGAUGGCGAGGGCGAGGGCGAUGGUGAUGCUUCCGGAGAGAAUAGUGACCCAGAGGAAGAUCUCGAUGACGAUUUCGAUGAAGAUCUCGACUUGGGAAACAAAAGCAUCAAGGAACUUGAAGAGAUGCUUAGUAAGGAGUCUGCGACAAUUCUGGAUGCCCCCGGGCCUGAGGCUCUCUUCGAUCAAGACGACGACAUCGUUCUCGCUUCCGAUUCCUCAAAGUCUUACCAUCGCCAUUCCUCCAGCGCCAGUUUUGCGUCUUCCGUGCCACUGACAACCUCCGACGGCGUAGACAUACAUGAAGAUUCUGAAAGUGAAGCCCUCCCUAGCUUCGAUAAAGAAGCUGACAUUGUUCCCACUUCCAAAUCUUCUGGGUCACGCUAUCGCCGUUCCUCCAACGCCAGUUUUUCGAAUUCCGUGCCAGCGACAGACUCUGAGGGCGUGAACAUGGGCAUCGAUUAUGAAGAUCCUGAAAGUGAAGUCCUUUCCAGGUCCAAACUGCCGAAAUCAACAAAGAAGCCUGGCAACCGAAAAGGCGGGGCGAAGCCACUGACCCAACGUGAGCAUAAGUUCCGACGAGAGAAGCCAAGCGUCGACAUGGGAACGACCGCUGUUGCGUACUGGGCUGUAUGCAUCACUUAUGAUGUGGAAAACCGGCACUUUCCAAAAGAUUUCCUUUGA
Messenger RNA from Laccaria bicolor S238N-H82, 1191 nucleotides. RefSeq lists its product as uncharacterized. The transcript is spliced from 10 exons. The coding region runs from base 1 to 1191 and encodes 396 amino acids. Lineage: Eukaryota; Fungi; Basidiomycota; Agaricomycetes; Agaricales; Hydnangiaceae. The record is from RefSeq and is a predicted model, not a curated record.